CUGAUUCUGAUUGGUUGAACAAGGUUGUCCCACUUCCUGCUACAGCAGCAAUAAAAAGCAGGUUAUUAAAGCAGAAUCUACACAUUUACAAAACAUUCUUUGGGUUUGUGAGUGAAUUUUGUGCAUCUGCUUCAACAGACAUCUGACAAUGAAGUUGGCAGUACUCUUGUUUCUAUCUUCACUGCUGAGAGACUGUGGAGCUUGGCCAAAACCUGUGGACUGCAAUGACAUCCUCGAACACAAUGAUUACAAAUACCAGUCCCGUCAGAGUGGAGUCUACACCAUCCAUCCUUACGGAGAGAAAUUUGGAGUUCAGGCGUACUGUGACCUGGCAACAGAUGGGGGUGGCUGGACGGUGAUUCAGAGGAGAAUGGAUGGAACGGUGAACUUUUACAGACCCUGGAGUCAGUACAAGACUGGUUUUGGUGAAGCUGACGGAGAGCACUGGCUGGGUCUGGAGUUUAUUCACAUGUUGUCCAGUCGAAAACCACACGAGCUGUUGGUGGAGAUGGAGGACUUUGAGGGGAACAAAGCCUCAGCCAGAUACUCGUCCUUCUCUGUUGGCUCUGAGUGUGACGGGUACAAACUGCAGGUAUCAGGCUUCAUCGAUGGAGGAGCACGAGAUAGUCUAGCUGUUCACAACGGCAUGAAGUUCUCCACCUUUGAUAACGACCAGGAUACUUGGCCAGACAACUGUGCUAAAAAGUUUUUUGGAGCUUUUUGGUACUGCAACUGUCACGAUGCUAACCCAAAUGGAGCAUAUCGCUGGGGUGAGGACAACACUCUUUAUGCUGUUGGUGUGGUGUGGGAACAGUGGAAAGGAAAUGACUAUUCCCUGAAGGCCAUCAGCAUGAAGAUCCGCCCUGUAAAGUAGAGCUCUGCUGAUAAACCCCACACAACCCCAAACAAAAUUGACUUUUGUGAGGUUUAAACCAUGCUAUAAUGUCGUUACCGCCUAAAAAACGUACUUGGAGUUGUGUUUUGUUUCAUUCAUACAUGUUUGGGUAAUCCUUUUUUAUUAGUUUGUCUACAUCUCCUAACCUCAAAAUGCAAAAUGUAGUGGUAGUUUCAAGUUAGCAGCUCCUUUUACCUUUUGUUCAGCAGAGAUGGGCAAUUCCAAAGCUGAAAUCAUCCAAGUGAUUCCAGUAAAGGUGUAAGGAUUUUAAAAACACAGUGGAGAACUAAUCCGUGUAUCAUUCGUUCAUUCGUUUUUCAAUAUAAAACCAAAAAUAAGAAAAUGAAAAAAUAAAUACAUUUCUUCAUUAUUUGUCUCCAAAAACAGAUAAUGUCCAUUUCCCGUUUCCGUGACUUAAACUACGAUGCCGGAGUUUUGUGCCCCACGUCCUGGUCCCGGUCUGGUCCCGGUCUCAGUCCUGGUCCUGGGUUCAGUCUUGGUCUGGUCCCGGGUUCAGUCUUGGUCUGAUCCCGGGUUCAGUCUUGGUCUGGUCUCAGUCCUGGUCUGGCUCCUGUCUGGCCCCGGACCUGGAUUAGCCCUGGUUUAGUCCUGGUUUAGUCCAUAUGCGGCGCAAAAGUCCAACAUCGCAGUGUAAGUCAUGGAAACAGGAAACAGUCAUUAUCUUUUUUGUCCAUUCUUCAUUUAAACACAAAAUCGAAAACUGAAAAAAUGAAUCAUUAUCCAUUUUUUCAUUUUGGUUUUGGAGACAAAUAAUAAAGAAAAUAGUUGUUUUUUUGUUUUCUUAUUUUUGGUUUUAUAUUGAAAAAUUAAUUAACAAAUGAUACAUGGAUCAGAACUUCCUGUAUUAAGCAUGUGUGAAUGAAACAAAACACAACUCCAGAUAUUGAGAAGAAGUCGAUGGUAGAGAGCUUGCUGGAUCACCGCUGAAGUGAAAUACUAACGAUCAGGUGCUCUGCGGGAGAUCCCAAGUGGGCAAAUGACUUACUGGAUGAAAAAAGGAGAUCCGAGGCAGUCCAAUAUACUUUGCAUCUUCAUCAGGGAACGUAAAACUCACAGGUGUGUGUUAGAGUUAUUUAAAUGUGCAAGUCACAUGAUGACACCGUCUUGUGAUACAACCGUGUAAAUAUACAUUUUUAGACAUACAUAUUUAAAAAGGGACAAAGUGAUGCAUCACAAUAAUCAUACAUUGAAAAUCCAGCAGGACACAUUUACAAAAGAAUUAUACACCAGUGAAUAUUAUACAAAAGUACUAUGACACAGACAUUGGCAGGAGCUGCAAAUAUGAAAAACUGCAAUCUGAGUGUUACAGAUAAGGUGAGAGGGCCAUUUCCUAUAUGCUCAAUCACCAAGGAAUUCAGGCUACUGGAUAAUCAGUAUUUUGUGAACAAAUGGCAUAUUUAUGUUCUGCCGGGCGUUCUUUAAAUUUGUGUUUUCCACCUCCAUUCAUCCAAAAGAAUUGCAAUACUCACAUUGUCCAAUUGCUAAGAAAACUGGUGUAUGGGUAAGUUAUUGCCAAGAAAGCCAAAAUCUCAAAUUUUAGCAUGAUCAGACCAACGGUUUCUGAGAUGUUGCAAUUUUAUUUUUUCACUUUUUUGCGUGGUCGCUGAAUUUGAAAUUGCAUUUACUCAGCAACUACUGGUCUGAUAUCAAAAACCAAGGUAUCUACUACAACAUAUUUAAAAAAUCUGGAGGGGUUUUCUUUUUUAUUUUCACACAAAUUUACCUAGAAGUUGACUUACCUCCAUCUUAAGACGUGCCAAAUAUCCUGUGGCAAAAAACUGUCGCUGUGUCCUUAGGCAAGACACUUCACCCACAUUGCCUAGUAUGAAAGUGGUGUGAGCGUGAGUGAUGGUGGUGGUCGGAGGGGCCGAUGACGCAGAUUGGCAACCUCGCUUCCAUCAGUCUGCCCCAGGGCAGCUGUGGCUACAGUAGUAGUUUACCACCACUGAGUGUGGAGUGACUGAAUAAUGAACUGUAAAGUGCUUUGAGUAUCUUGAAAGGCGCUAUAAAAAUGCUAUCAAUCAAUCAUUCAGUGACACUUAUACACACAGAGUCCAAGUUGAUAUACCGUAUUUUCCGGGCGAUUAGCCGCGGUCUUAAGCCUCUAACUGCAUCAAAAAACAACCGCGCGCCCAGCAAUCCAGAGCUCCCCAUACACAAAUCCACUCGGGUGUUCCAGCAAGACUUCAGUAAACUACAAAGCCGCACCACCCACAGAACACGCAAACACACACAGAGCAGACAGCAACCACACAGCAAAAAACACCCACAGCCAAACUCAUCACUCCACGCUGACGAGGAACGGAACUGAGGAACGAACUGAAAAAGCGAGUCCUAUGUGGCACUCUGAGCAACAACUGAACAACUGAGUCAUCGCGAUCGAUCCAGUGGCCCCAGCGGUGCGAGACAGCACCCUCCCUACGCACCACAAUUGAACAAAGCCCAGAGUCACCGUGAACGCCACAAACAAACAAAACCACUGACCCAUCCAACUGUUGUGUUUCUUUUAAAGUAUGGUGCGGUUUAUUUGUGAAAAAAAAUUGAAAAUAGACCAUUUAAUGACAGUGCGCCUUAUAACCCAGAGCGCCUAAUCUUCCAUAAAAUACGGUACUCCAAAAAAACCAUCAAUCACACAGUACCAAAAGUCAUUGAUUUGGACUCCUCAUGAUUUCCCCUUUCCAGAGUUACCUUGGUUUUUGAUAUCGAACCAGUAGUUGUUGAGUAAAUGCAAUGAGAAAUUCAGUGACCACGCAAAAAAGUGAAAAAAUGAAAUUGUGAUAUCUCGGAAAUUGUUGGUACAAUCAAAGUAAAAUUUGAAAUUUUGGCUUUUCCGGCUAUGCUUUACCUACAUACCAAGUUUCAUCAAAAUUUGACAAAGGGUUUAACUCACUGAGUGAACUGAGGUGGACUGACCCGUUUAGUCCUGCCAACAUAAAACCAUAAAAACUUUGGGCAUGUGACAUGAAAUAAAAUCAUAGCAAAAUAUA
This is a messenger RNA of Boleophthalmus pectinirostris (great blue-spotted mudskipper), 3903 nucleotides long. Its product is annotated as microfibril-associated glycoprotein 4-like. The transcript is spliced from 6 exons. The record is from RefSeq and is a predicted model, not a curated record. NCBI's taxonomy places the organism in Eukaryota, Metazoa, Chordata, Actinopteri, Gobiiformes, Gobiidae. Gene Ontology annotation, biological process: elastic fiber assembly. Bases 149 to 874 code for a protein of 241 amino acids.